UUUGCUCGCGGCGUAGCACAGGUCAAGGGCAUACAUAUACUGUAUCAAACAAAAAUGCCAUGCAUCUGAGUAUGUCACGUUCCCAGCAACGGCCGGCGCCCUGGUUGCCCGGCCGACAACAGCAUGUCACCGCGCCUCGGCUGCUUCACUCCGCUCCAGCCGCUGGCGCCAGCAUCUCAUCGGCAUCGUGCCAAGAGCCCUUGGAACCGCCCGUCGGAGUCCCGGCGCCCAGCCCGGAGCCAGUCCUGGCCCCAGCCCCCAUUGCCACCCCGCAGCCCGACCCCUUCGCCUGGCUGCACGACCCCUCGCGCCGCGACCCCCGCGUGCUGCGCUACCUGCAGCAGGAGAACGAGUACUGCAAGAUCCAGCUGCGGCACCUGGGCCCUCUGAGGAAGCAGCUGGAGGAGGAGCUGGCGGAAGCCGCCUGGCGGCAGGCCGUGAUGCUGGCGGCACAGACGCCAGCGAGCGGCGCGUCGGCAUCGCUGGCGCUGUCGCCUAUGGCGCUGUCACUGCAGAGCAGCGCGGGGGGAGCAGACGUGGCGAGGGACGGGUAUGAGUACGGCGGGUACAUGUACCGGCGGCAGCCGGUAGGUGCGACGGGGCGUAUGCGGCAUGUGCGGGAGAGGGUGGUGCGGCCAGGGGCUGCCGCUGCCGAGUUGCGGCACCAGCAGCAGCAGCAGCAGCAGCAGCAGCCGGCGGACGUCGUCGUGUUGCUGGAUGAGCAUCAGCGUGCUGCAGCCAUCUCCGCUGUUGCAGCUACUGCCGCUGGAAGCGGCAGUAGCAGCAGCGGCGGUAGAAGCAGUAGCUGCAGCGGCUACGCGCUGUGCUCCUUCGCGCCCAGCCCGGCCUUUGACCUGGCGGCGGUCACGGAGGCUCUGCAGCCCGAGCCGCAGGGCCAACGCCGGCCCGACCGCUUCCGACUGCGCCUGCUGCAGCUCUCACAUCCUGUGGGGACCGGGUCGGAUCCUGGCGGCGCUGCCGCCGGCGUGGCAGCCGGCGCCGGACAAGGUCAGGCGGGAGCCGCAGACGUCGCAGCGGCGGUUGGCGGCGAAGGGCGGGUGCGGGAGCUGCCGCUGCCGCCGCUGCCGGAGACGGCGUUUGGCGCCGCCGCGAGCGAUGCAGGUGCCGGUGCUGGUGCUGGUGCUGGUGCUGGAGCCGGAGCUGGGGCUGGAGCAGGUGCUGGAGGAGGGGCAGGAGCAAGAGCAGGGACCGGCGGAGGGGCAGGCGCAAAGGCGACGCUGCUGCACAUAGACCCGGACGGCGUCAGCGGUGAUGUGGGCUGGGUGGCGGGCCCCGCGGGCGCGGCAGGCGGACGCCUGUACUUCACGCGGGCCGCGCAGCGCGAGCUGUGGUGCUUGGAUGUGAUGCCGCGGGCACACCAGCUGCAGCCGGGCAGUAACAGCAGCGCCCCUGGCAGUAGCAGCAGGGGCGUGGGUGACGGGCACACCGGUUACACCGUGUCGGCGCCGCGGCUAGUACUGCGGGAGCCGUACGGCCAACCCAUGCAGCUGGUACGGCACGGCGCGGGGCUGUUCGUGGAGUGCCUGGGUAACGGCGGCGUGCCGGUGGAGGUGCGCUGGCUGGGCCAGGCGGCAGUAGCAGCUGGGAACGAGGGCGCAGGUGGCAGUAGCAGCUGUAGCGGCCAGGGCGGAGGCCAGGGAGCGGAGGGGGGUGAGGGCGAAGCGGUCGGCGAGGCGGGCGGCGUGCCGCUGCUGCCGCGCGCUGCUGGCCGCACGGUGGCCGUGUUGCACAUGCACAUGGCCCCGUCCGGCUCCUCGGAUGGCACAGAGAGCGGCAGCGGCAGCGGCGGCGGCGGCGGCGGCAGCGGCAGCGGCGGCAGCGAUAGCAGCGGCAGCAGUCGUGGCAGGGUUCAAGGACCGGAGGGGGCGGAGGCGCUACUGCUGUGGGUCACAGACCUGGAGCGCCCAGGCGGCUGUUUAAUGCUACAGCCCCAGCCUCGGCCCCAGCCGCAGCCAGCGGAAGCGCUGCAGCCGCCGCAGCUGCUGCUGCCGGCAGACCCGCUGCUGCGCAUCGUUCACGUACAGAGCCUCCCGGCAGUAGCAGCAGCCACAGCCACAGUUACAACCACAGCCGCCGGGGCAGCUACUGCCACGGCUUUGCAGCCUCCCCAAGGGCUGGCGGCGGCGGCGGCUCAGGCGCGGGGAUUGGCACGGGUGCUGGUCGUGCGGGAGGAACUGGAUCCAGAAACUGCCUUCCCGACUGGUCAGUUCCAGAUCCAGGAACUGCAAAUCCAGGUACCGGGUCUAAACCCGAAUCCGUCAAUGCCGCUGGCAGACAGCGCCGGCACCACAGCAGUGGAAUCCGCAGACCUCGCGUUGUGCCACGUUGAGGUGGUGCGGUGGCGGCGGCUGCUGGUAACGGGCGGCGCACGCCACGGCAGCCUGACGGUCAAAGGCUGGGACGAGGCGGCGGGCGCGGUUACGGUGUCGUACAGUUGCAUGGCGGCGCCGCCUGUUGUACGUGCCGUACAGUUGCUGAUGCCGGAGGGGCACGGGCAGCCCGCGGCGGAGGCGGUGGUGCUGCGCUGUGAUGGCGAGCGUGGCAGCUUUGGCGGCAGCGGGGCUGGCAGCAGCAGUAGCAGCGGGGCGCCGGUUGUUGCUGCUACAGCCGUAGCUGCGGACGCAGGCGAGUGGGAGCUGGUGACGGAGCGGCUGUGGGCGACGUCGCAUGACGGCGCGCGAGUGCCCAUCACCCUGUGCCGCCGCAGGCCUGUGGCCGCCAGCGGUAGCGGCAACGGCAGUAGCAGCCUCCAGCCGCCAGGCCCGCUGCUACUGCGGGUGCACGGGGCGUACGGCCUGGAUCCAGGGCUGGAGCACCAGCCGGCAAUGUCAGCGCUACUGCGGCGGGGGGUGGCGGUGGCGGUGGCGCACGUCCGUGGCGGCGGGUUCCUGGGGCCCGCCUGGUAUGAGGGCGGCCGCGGUGCCGCUGCCAAGGCCAACAGCAAUCGCGACCUGACGGCGGCGGCGGCGGCGCUGGUGGCGGCGGGCGUCACGGCACCGCACCUGAUGUGCCUGGAGGCGGAAUCGGCAGGCGGAUGGGCCGCGGGCCCAGUGCUGUUGGGCGCCGCCGGGCCGCCGCCCAGCGACGGCGCCCCGGGAGGUCCCCCCCCGGCGCUGUUCCGGGCGGCGGUGCUGACGGUCCCCUCCCUGGAUGCGGCGGGCGGCCUGCGCCACGACCCCACCUACGGCUCACAUGAGCUGGGGCCCGCCACUGCUGCUGUUGCUGCUGCUGCGGUUGAGCGCAGCGGCAGCAGCGGCAGCUCCGCAGGAAGUGCGGUCGCGGAGGAGCAGCACCAGCAGCACCAGCUACACCAGCAGCAGCGCGGCCCGGCUGCCGACCAGGCAGCGGUCGCGAGCUGGUGCCCCUACACGCGCUUGGCGGCGGCGGCAACCGCGGCAUCAGCGGGAGCGGCAGGCCCGGCGGCGCCGCCACCGCACCCACCAGCGGUACGCAAUCCGGCGCCGUGCACAGCGGUUGGCGCCACGUGGCCGGCGCUGCUGCUGCGUACGGCGCUGUACGACACGAACGUGCCGUACUGGGAUCCGGCCAAGGCGCUUGCGGCGCUUCGGUGCUGCGAUGCGGCGGCGGCGGCGGCGGCGACAGGGGCCAAAAGAGUGCCAGCCGCCUCCGCCGUCACUGGGUCGUUGGCGUCAGCGUCAGCUAGCGGACAGCACGGACCUCCUCUACGGGUCAUGCAGGUCAAGCCAGGCGGCCAUGACGCGUUUGACAGCGUGGCGGAUGACGCGCUGCGGGCCGCCUUCAUUCUGUGGGCGCUGGGCGUGUGGCGGCCCGCCCCGCCGUCGGCUGUAUCGGCGGCGGCGGCGGCGGCCUCGUCGCCUCGGUCUGCUACCCGCCCCGCUGUAGGUGCAGGCCAAGCUCAGGCUGCAGGUCCACAGGCGCCACGAGCGGCCACGCCCCCGGCGGCGAGGCCGCGGCAGCCGCCGCCGCUGCAGCCGAGGCAGCCGCAGCAGGCGCGGCCGCAGCAGCCACAGGCAGGCGGGGCCGUGGCUCCAAAGCCAGGGUCGCGGCGGCCGCCUGGCGGGGCGAGCGGAUCAGGUGGUGCGUCGCCGCGGCCGUAGCUGAAAACCGUCGGGGGCAGUUGGAAGUCGUCGAAUUCCCAGUGCAAGCAAGAGCAGAGGGUGGUGAGAAGCAUAGUCCCGAGUGUGUAUGUGUCCCUAAAAUCCCGGCCCACGAAUCCCACAAGGCGGGUCAGGGCAAGAGUCGCAGGUGGCAGUCAAUGUCACACAGUCUAUUAGCGUAGCCUUGCGGAUUGCGUGUUAUGAGUAAGGGGUCUCGGAAUCGGAGCAUGUGCAUGAAGCCCGGGAAACGGGCAUGGCAGCAUAGCGCCUGGGGUCUCGGAACCUGAGGACGGGAAUGGCGAUGGAAGUAGUGGCGUGUAAUCGCUUGAAUGUCACUGUUUUCAGCGCAAAGAGCCUGGCAUUCUGCCGGCAAGUGCGUCUGCUUAGCCCGUGCCUCGCCCUCGAACUUGUCAUUGUUGUGUCGUGGUGAAAUCGAGCAGUAGCCAGGCGACUUGCCCACGCGAUACACGGCGUGCCGCCUCGUGCUCUCAUGCUUUGGUACUGGCUCCGGCCGCUGCUGCGCUGGACUGGACUGGACAGAACCGGAAUGCUGGCAGCUCCCUUAGUCUCCCCUCUCCCGAGAACAGCUCAGCCCCACAGAACUGGGCCAUCCGCGCCCUGCGGACAGCGGGAGAGGUCUGGAUUUCGCGGAAAUGUGUGGCGCUACCGUGUGGCAUGGCUGAUACCCAAUGCCUCGUAGCUUGUCCCCGCCAAGGCAGGCGGACUGGACGAAGGCAGCGUUUUUGGGCUGAGCUCCCCAAGCGAACGACUGGAUGGGUGAGGCGGCGGCGCUGCUGGAGGAGAACCGCGCACGCACGCAGGAGCUCAAGCAGCAGUACAUGCUGGCGUUCGAAGUGAACCUGAUGGAGGUGUAGGCGCGCACGCGCGUUGCAGCUGGCGUGGGGGGCUGACGUGGUUGAUGUGUUUGAGUGCGGCUGCGCGGUGGCUGGGUGGGUAGGUGGCGUGUGGCGUAUGGUGCUGUCCUACUGGGCGGCGGGCUGCAGUGUAGCUGGCUUCACGUGCGGCAGGGUGUGGCAUAUCGUGCGAUGUGAGAAGACUUGAGUGCCUGUGACGUAUAUUGUUGGUGUGGUCAGGGUAUUCACUAUCGCGGCAGGACGCUUUGGCAGGUUUAGCCGCCUACUCCUAACUCUACAUUGCUGACCACUCAACAUCAGGUAGGCUGGCAGCCGGAGACUGAUGGGCUUUAGAAUACGGUUUUGGGCUGAGCCCCCCGAGCGAAGACUGGCGUGCAGAUGUUCUGGUGUUGGGAGUUUGGGACGGUAGGUAGGGGACU
Chlamydomonas reinhardtii is the source of this 5394-nucleotide messenger RNA. RefSeq lists its product as uncharacterized. Gene Ontology annotation, molecular function: serine-type endopeptidase activity. The record is from RefSeq and is a predicted model, not a curated record. The coding region runs from base 60 to 4100 and encodes 1346 amino acids. Lineage: Eukaryota; Viridiplantae; Chlorophyta; Chlorophyceae; Chlamydomonadales; Chlamydomonadaceae. Gene Ontology annotation, biological process: proteolysis. The transcript is spliced from 4 exons.